GGACUCCGUACAGCACAAGGUAAGAGGAUCAGAGAGUGUACUCCGGAGUACAGCUGAGCGUCUGCCUCAGGCAAAGCGGUCGAUUUUUUUACCUCACGGCACCGUUCUUGUAGUCUGAUUCCUUAGUUCUAUACGCUGAUCUCACGACAUCCAUUGACAAUUUAAAAAUGCCGACUGAAUUAGAAGAGCUCGUCGAAUUUCUCCACCAUGGAAAUACUCAAAUAAGACAAAUUGCGUGCGAGAACCUUGUUGGUUUCUCGACUGUCCAGCCAGAGCUCUUCAAGCGCCAGCAACUCCUGCCCGUGCGAGAUCUCAAGCUUCUUGUUCGCGAUUAUGCACCAAUUGCCAAAAAUGCCCUGACGAUACUUAUCAACCUCUCCGCAGAUGAAGAAGUGCUUGCCAACAUCGCUAAUGAUGACGCUUUUCUUGAAACGCUUCUUCUGAAGAUCACAAACAUCAAAGAAUCGAAUGCGGAUGAAUUUGCCAUGCUUUUCGCGAAUCUAGCGAAAUCCAACAAGAUGGAGAGGCUGCUCACUCUCAAGCGGAAAGCACCAGAGGCAGUCUCCAAAUCAGGCAACGCGAUGGACCAGCUAAUGGACUGUUUCGUGAAGGGAGCCGAGAAUGGUCUCAACAAAUAUGCAAAUUUUGACUACCUCUCUUACCUCUUCGCCGACCUCUCCAAAUCUGAGCACGGGCGAGCAUAUUUCACUUCGCGGCAGGAGUAUGAUGGUGUUGUCCCGGUGACAAAACUCACCGUGUUCACGGAGCAUAAAAGUACCAUCCGGAGGAAGGGCGUAGCGUCAACGAUUAAGAACGUUGCAUUUGACGUCCCAUUCCAUCCCACCCUUUUGUCCGAGGAUGAGGCUAAUAUCCUUCCCUACAUACUGCUCCCAAUCACAGGUCCAGAGGAAUAUUCCGAGGAGGAAGCAUUGGACAUGCUGCCAGACCUCCAGCUGCUACCGCCCGACAAACAGCGAGAUGCAGAUACUAGCAUCAUUGUGACACACAUUGAAACUCUUCUGUUGCUGACAACAACACGAGAAGGGCGUGACAAAAUGAGGGCUGUUCAAGUGUAUCCAGUCAUUCGAGAAUGCCACCUCCAUGUGAAUGACGAGAGUGUGCGUGAUGCCUGCGAUCGCCUUGUCCAAGUUUUGAUGCGGGACGAAGAAGGCGACGACAAGACAAGUCAGCUCCUAGCAGGCCAUGCAUCCGAAAACCUAGACCUUGAGCUUCCAGGCGAUGACCAGAAUGUUGUGGAGAUAUUCUAGAUUAACUCUGCCCAUCAGCCCAACUGAAACUCUAAUAUGCACCUGAGAUUUGGAAACUGAAAUGUACUGAGUCUAAAUUGCUGAAAAAACAUGCUAUCAUUAGAACACUUGGUAUAGUUAC
This is a messenger RNA of Aspergillus saccharolyticus JOP 1030-1, 1389 nucleotides long. Its product is annotated as protein HGH1. The coding region runs from base 168 to 1268 and encodes 366 amino acids. Lineage: Eukaryota; Fungi; Ascomycota; Eurotiomycetes; Eurotiales; Aspergillaceae. The transcript is spliced from 5 exons. The record is from RefSeq and is a predicted model, not a curated record.